Molecule: messenger RNA, 507 nt
Organism: Lachancea fermentati
Lineage: Eukaryota; Fungi; Ascomycota; Saccharomycetes; Saccharomycetales; Saccharomycetaceae
Source: the annotation of a GenBank genome assembly
AUGGGCCUUGUUUACAGGGGACGCGAGGAGCCGGACGGCAACGAGAACCACAGCGAGACCACGGCGGCAGAGCUGCUGAGCAGGACAAAGCACACGGCAGCGUACAGCGCACGACGGCGUACAGCACACGACGACGGCGUACAGCACACUACAACGCCGCUACGACCCUCUGCGUGCACGCACAGAACGUCAUACAAGCACACAACAGCUCACACCGCGCACCACAGGCUCCGGCCCCAGGUACGACACGCCGCUCCUGCAACACCGGCGCAAACGAAAGAGGCGGCGGUCACGUGCGGCGCUGCGGCGCGGUCUGGGCGCGGACACCCACACACCGGGCGGCGGCGCCGCCGCCGCCCGUGCCUCCGUCCGCCCCCUAACGUCUCGCUCCGCUCUAUCCUGGAUUCCCGCGUCUCUUUCCAACGCUCGACGACUGUGCUCAUGCGGUGGGAUCUGGCAGCGCGGCCCCUUCGCUGCAUGGUGUCAGGGCACUCUUUUUUUUUUUAG